AUGUCUGGAUAUUAUCCUCCUCCAGGGCACAACAUUCCGCCUCAGUACUACAACCUCGAUCCCAACGCGAUCCCCAAUUCCAACAUUCAGCAUGCCCCACCAACUAUAAUCUCGCAUGGCUCAUAUGCACCCACUUUGCCAGACAACCCGUUUCAACCUGGUGUCCCUGGACCAUUUGUACAAUACGAAAACAUCGGUCAGCCAAACUACGUCGAUCAAUAUGAGGAUGUAUCUGGCCCCCUGGGCUCAGCGCAUGGUGCGAACAGCCGUGCGCGAAGGAGGCCAGCGCCUGGCGAGCAGGUGAAGCAUCGCAGGACUCGGAGCGGCUGUUUUACCUGCAGGCAAAGAAGAGUCAAGUGCGACGAAAACCAUCCUGUGUGUGAACGAUGCCGCAAGGGGAGCCGCGAGUGCAUCUACCCAGACUCACAGUCCAGUCAGAAAUCGACCCGCAGUGGGUCGAAGUCGGGCAAGUCUACAUCCGCGGACGAUCAAUCUUCGCCCGAAGACCAUGAAGGAGAGGACAAGGAGCGUCUUCCUGCGAUCAUGGAUGAAGACGAAGAGGACGAUUACGUCGAGUAUGAUGACGACGACGACAUGUCAAGGAGCCAAGAUGCUCGCGACUCUUCACAUACACCAGGCUCUUUCCUCGAUCAAAGUACUUCUCCAUCCACUGAAGCAUCCUCGAUACCGCCUACGAUACGACCAUCUAUGUCUCGGAAAGGCAGCGUGCAAACUACCAAGACCGGUCCAGCAACCAAGGGCACAUCGGCUAUGGCGCGAGACCUUCAGUUUUACUUGAACUACUUUCGGAACCAUAUGAGUGUACAUCAUUACUCUCUGAAACGUGAUACACAUGGCUUCCUCAAAGGUGACUUUUUGAGUUGGGCGACCAAGUUUGAGCCAUUAAAGUACGCUGUAGCUGGUUACGCGGCGUACUUCCAUACGCUUGCACAACCGGAUGGUCGCAUGUCCAACUUCCUCCAAUUCUACAACGAGUCUGUCUCACGACUGAGGAUAGCCAUCACAAAGAACAAGAAGCAGGGGCUCGCGACCUUUUUGACUAUAUUACAACUUGCAAGUAUUGAGGAGAUGCUUGGUGACUGGGUCAACCUCAUGGGUCAUCAGAAAGCUGCCUUCGAAAUGCUCACUCGCCUAUACACGCCCGAGACCAUCACCAAAUCUAAUUUCCUUUGCAAGGUACUACUCUGGUACAUUCGAUUCGACCUGUUCGUUGGCUUCCAGUCUGGUGGUGAAGCAGUGCUUGGUCGCGAGUGGUACGUGGCGGUACAUGAAUGCUACGUUGAGAAAGUACGCGACAAGCCAGAUGACAUCGACAUGCUGUAUGAAGAGCGCUUUGCGCAUUCACGACUGGUAGCGAAAGAUUCGAAUGACCUGUUCGCGAGAACUGCCAAAGGUCUCGUCAAUCCUCAGGAUUUCAUGACCCAACUACCAAUACUAAAGGAGAGGGUGGAGUCGUUGCAAAGAAACCUAGGCGCCGCUUUGACUGAUCCUAGUAACAAGGUCCACCAUAUCCCAGGAGAGCCAGACCCAGAAGACUUUGUCAAUCCUUACGAACCGGAUGUCAUAUAUGGUGGUCCGUUGUGGACGUCGAAUUACCUGCUGUUGGAUACAUGGGGUAUCCAGUUCAUGUUCAACAUUUCAUCUUCUAUGGCGUUGAAGGUGCCUCUUGAUCCAGAUGUUACAAAAGAAGCGUUCAAGGCGGUGCAGGUCUUUGAGGCUAUGUGUGCAUAUCCUGACGCUCCCCCCGGCGCACUACUAGAGGCACAGGUCAGUUUCGCGAUUGCGACUCUGUUCCUACCGAAAGACCAGAAGACUGUGCAGUGGCUUCGAAGGUCGUUUGCGAAGAUCGAAGCAGCAGGGUACAUCUAUUCUGAUGUUCUUCGAAAUCGCAUGCUCGAAUCUAUGGGCCUCAGCCCAUCAGACUGGUGGCUCCCCAACGACGAAGGCUGUCCACCAAUAAUUCGAUCCAUCAAAGACUUCAUCAAAGAGCGCACACAGGCUCCUAAAGACCAAGUUUCGGACGACCUACGAGAGAUGCGAGGCAUUUUCAGCUCCCUAACCAUCUCGGACUCACCACCAUCCGAUAACAUGACGGUAACGAGCGCCGAUGGCUUAGGUUCAACAUAUGGUUCUCCGGAUUGGCAGUCAUCAGGCUACGGAAGUAGCCGCAAGUCGUCAAGCGUAGAGGCCUAUCCGCCGGGGUCAUAG
Molecule: messenger RNA, 2229 nt
Organism: Alternaria atra
Lineage: Eukaryota; Fungi; Ascomycota; Dothideomycetes; Pleosporales; Pleosporaceae
Exons: 5
Coding region: 1-2229 (742 amino acids)
Biological process (GO): positive regulation of transcription by RNA polymerase II
Cellular component (GO): nucleus
Molecular function (GO): DNA-binding transcription factor activity, RNA polymerase II-specific; zinc ion binding; transcription cis-regulatory region binding
Source: RefSeq, a predicted model, not a curated record